This is a messenger RNA of Belonocnema kinseyi, 607 nucleotides long. RefSeq lists its product as uncharacterized. The transcript has 2 exons. NCBI's taxonomy places the organism in Eukaryota, Metazoa, Arthropoda, Insecta, Hymenoptera, Cynipidae. The record is from RefSeq and is a predicted model, not a curated record. Bases 50 to 358 code for a protein of 102 amino acids.
ACUGUUCGUUAGGCUCACUUUGAAAGUUGAGCUUUGUGCAAAUUUGCACAUGUGUGGUUUCCUAGUUUGUAAAGUGGGUGCUUUGGAAAAAAUUGAAUUUUGCCUGAUAAUCGAUAAAAUGGCUGGCGCACCAACUUCUGGUUAUAAUUUGCGCAGCAGCCGAGCGGGUGUGCGAGCACUAGACGCUUCUUCUGAUGAAGAUGAAAAUGAUGGCAGCGACUCGGAAGGAGAUGAGGACGAAUUUCUUGUCUCUGACAUUGAAAAUAUUGAGCAGGAAUCGAAUGAUCAAUUUAUCAAAGAGCAACUCAUACUGCAUCGUGAUGCAGUAUGCGGUGGAUUUUUGCGGAAUAUGGUGUAGAAUUACUUACUUUCAGCUCUGAAUCAAUAUUUUAUACUAAUAUUUUACAAUUAUAAAUGUUUAAACAAUAGAAAAUAUUAUUAUUUAUUAAUUAUCAGAUUUUUUAAUGUGUUUUGGCUUCUAGAUUAAAUAUUGACUGGUUUUGUUAUGCUUUAAAAAUACCUUAUUUUCAGACAGCCAUAUAAAAUAUUUGUAUUUAAUUUAAUGUGUAGUUGGGAAUUUUCCUUGAAGAUAUUUAAUUUUAUCUUU